ACAAUAUUUAAAAAAAAAAAACUUAUAUAUUUUACAAAUAAAGGAGGGGAAAAAAUAAAAUCCGGUGAAACCCUAAGCACUGAUUUUACAAUCCACUCUUUAUAUAAUCAGCUGCAAAACCCUAAACCCUCUUCUUCCCCCAAAAACCUGUAUCUAUAUUUUUAAACCCUAAAUUGGCUUUCGAAUUCUCCAGAACAUAUCGAUUCCUACAUGUCAAAAGAAGUAAUCACUAACGCGAACGACGGUUCCAUAGUUAACCUCACCAGUAUGCGAAUUUCAUCACUCGAUGAUGAAGAAUACGAAGAAUAUGAUGACGAAGAUGAUGAUGACGAUGAAGAAUUCGAAGAUGAAGCUCCUGUGUCGUUAGGUUUUGUCGAAAAGCCGAAGCAUGAGUGGUCGCUUCUUCGUCAUUUGUUUCCAAGCAAAGCUGGAGGAACUCCUGCGUGGCUGAAUCCAGUAAAUUUGCCAUCUGGUAAAGCAUGUUUGUGUGACAUUUGUGGUGAACCUCUUCGGUUUUUGCUUCAGGCAUAUGCUCCUAUCGUUGAUGAUCCUCUCGUUGAUACGGAAUCAACAUUUCAUAGAACCUUAUUUGUAUUCAUGUGCACAUCAAUGUCAUGCCUUCUCCAAGACCAACAUGAACAAUGGAAACACCACCCAGAAAAGGGAUCCAGGAGUGUUAAGGCCUUUCGUAGUCAACUUCCUCAUCACAACCAGUUUUACUCCAGUGAACCACCUAAAAACGAUGGCAGUGACAAGCCUUUAGGGACAGCAGCUCCACUUUGUAGUUGGUGUGGUACCUGGAAAGGAGAUAAAGUCUGUAGUAACUGCAAAAGAGCACGUUACUGUUCCAAGACGCACCAGGCCAUUCACUGGAGUUCAACUCAUAAAACCCAAUGUAGAACAAUAGACCUCAUGCUUCAGCCAUCGAAUUCUGCGCCCACCAACUCUUCAGAUGAUAUACCAAAAGCUGCAAGCAGUGCCACCUGGCCAGAAUAUGAGAUCAUUAAUGAGGAUGAACCUGAGCUUGACCCUGGAACGUCAAACGUCGGUGCAUAUGGUAAUGCAUUACGUAAUGACAACGAGGAUGAAGGUGAUGCAAAGAGUUGGGCAUAUUUUACCCAAAGAAUAGCACGGGCCCCAGAACAAGUAUUAAGAUAUUCUAGACAUGAAAAACCGUUGUGGCCCAUGUUAAGUGGCCGGCCAUCUAAAACUGAUAUACCUAAAUGCAGUUCAUGUGGCAGCGAUCGGGCUUUUGAAUUUCAGAUUUUGCCACAGUUGCUUUACUACUUUGAUGUUAAGAAUGAAUCCAACUCACUUGAUUGGGCAACAAUUGCGGUGUAUACGUGUGAAGCUUCUUGUGAUGGAAGUCUGGCAUAUGAAGAAGAGUUUUGUUGGGUUCAGCUCACAUCUCAAUCAAAUUAAAGAUCAUAUUCUAUUUAUAUUUUAUUUACUUGUGCUCUAUGCUUUCUUUUUCAUAUAAGUCAAUGGGAUGAAUUUUGACUCCCUUUGGUGUUAUUGUUGAAUUUGCAAUUUUGAUUUUAUAUUUUAAGAUAUUUAUUAUUA
Molecule: messenger RNA, 1563 nt
Organism: Helianthus annuus (common sunflower)
Lineage: Eukaryota; Viridiplantae; Streptophyta; Magnoliopsida; Asterales; Asteraceae
Product: programmed cell death protein 2
Exons: 10
Coding region: 211-1422 (403 amino acids)
Cellular component (GO): cytoplasm
Source: RefSeq, a predicted model, not a curated record